Lichtheimia ornata is the source of this 2265-nucleotide messenger RNA. RefSeq lists its product as uncharacterized. Gene Ontology annotation, biological process: regulation of cyclin-dependent protein serine/threonine kinase activity. Gene Ontology annotation, cellular component: nucleus; cyclin-dependent protein kinase holoenzyme complex. Gene Ontology annotation, molecular function: protein kinase binding; cyclin-dependent protein serine/threonine kinase regulator activity. The transcript is spliced from 4 exons. The record is from RefSeq and is a predicted model, not a curated record. Bases 1 to 2265 code for a protein of 754 amino acids. Lineage: Eukaryota; Fungi; Mucoromycota; Mucoromycetes; Mucorales; Lichtheimiaceae.
AUGUACCCGCAUUACCAUCAUCAGCCAGUGGAUGCCACCACCAAUGCUGUCCCUGGAUCCUUAUACCAGCAACCACGCCAUGUCGGUCAACAGUAUCACCAUCCGAUAGCACACCAUCCAAGUGUACCCACACAAGCACCCACACCCACUCGACAUGCCGUUUAUCAACCUCCCCCGCAACCAGCAGCACCCCCAGAACCGUUGCCAAGUGCCAGUGAUGUGCAACAUACGUUGGGACUCAAUCUUCCACAAAUGGCUGAAUUUGCUUCUUCCAUGGUGUAUCUAAUGUGGCACGCUCGACGUCCUUCUGUUAUGGCUCUUCAUGAUGCGUCAAAGUCAGCUGGGGGUCCUAAUACAGCCGAGCAAGAUGCACAGAGUCGUGAGACAGCCCAUAUUGCCAAUGCAACGAGUAGUGCUUUCAAAAAGUUUUCUCGACAGAUUUUACAUGCAACACAGCUAUCCGAGUCGGUUGUCAUGCUAUCAUUGAAGUACAUUGCGAUGCUUUUACAACGAAAUCCCAAUAUCCAGGGAGCAGAGGGAUCCGAAUAUCGACUAUUUACAGUUGCAUUGAUGUUAGCCAACAAGUUUCUGGAUGAUAAUACUUUCACCAACAAGACCUGGUCCGACGUAUCAGGAAUGAAAGUGACCGAUCUCAACAUUAUGGAACUCGAGUUUUUGGAUGUAUUGCACUUUGGAUUGUUUGUGAAAAAGGAUGAGUUUGAGAGAUGGAAGGUUGCGCUAGUCAACUUCAAGAACCAACUGCACUCAGUCUACCAGGCACAGGAGCAACAACAACGACAAAAGAUGAUUGAAGCAUCACUCAAGAGUGUGGGAUUAUCCAUGUUACAGCCACAAGAGCAAGGAUGGCCAGCAACUUCACAUGAAAUGGCACGACAAUCCACACCUACCCAACAACAACAACCACAACAACCACAAACGAGUAUGCAGCAACAAUAUCAUCAGCAAUACUUGUAUUUAUUGUCGAAAGCACAGCAACCACAAUUCCCUACGCAACCAAUUAAUCAACCUUUGGCUCGUGUACCAUUGCGGAUACCAGCUCAACCCGUUUACAUGAACGCACCCACUUAUUCAUCAUCAUCCCAUAUUGCUCCACAACCACAACAGACAGCGCCUGUGCAGGCACAGCAGCAACAACAGCAACCACCACAACCACCACCUCCUCAGUCCAAUGUGUAUGAUGCACCUAUGGUUGUUUCAUCUACACCAGCUACUGCUAAUAUCCCUCCUCCAACGUCUCGUCAUCAUUAUCCACAACAACCGCCACCACCUCCAUCGCAAAUCGAUACCCAAUACUCAACACAGUAUGCGUCACGUCCACAACAGCAACCACCCUCUGCUUCGAUGAGCAAGCCAGCCACACGUCCUGUAUAUGAUACUUUUGGUCGACCUAGUGAUCCUGUUUCGGCUGAUUCAAUGUAUCCUGGCACCUAUGCAUCAUUACAGACCACGCCAGCUUAUACAACAGCAGCAGCCUAUUCACAUCCAACAUCAGCAGCAGCCGUUGUACAACCACCAUCCACUACACAACCAGUAGUAAACAAUGCUGUAUUGCGCGCGUCCUCUACUCCAAUCCAAGGCGGGCACGAUUAUACCAUGAGUAGUGGUGGUAGCAAUCUACAACCACCCCAAGCAGCAGCACCACCUAGCAACACAUCUCGCUAUUACUAUGCAACCCCUUCAGCAACCCCCACAUCAACACACGCUGACAAUGGUCAAGGAAGUGGGUAUGCAGGAUAUGGUAAUGGGGUAUCUGUGCCACGACCCGUAAGAUCGUACUACCUUGAAUCACCAGCACAGCCACAACAACAUCCACAAAUUGCCACACCAGCAACGGCCAACGUAGAUUAUCAUGCAUACGCCAUGUCAUCGGCACCACCACAACCUCCACAACAACAACAACAGCAAGCCAUGGUCUCGGCUCCAGAUCCUUAUGCUGCAGCACAACGACCACCACCCAACAUGAUGCGUACGCCAACAUCUUCAACCCCAGCUGCUGGUUAUCAGUAUCCACCCCCAACUGCAGCAGCAGCACCUCCUCCCAACACAGCAGGUUAUGGCAAAUCAUACCCUUCAAGGCAACAACAACAUCUUUCUUCAGUACCACCCCAUCCUCAUCAGCCUCCACCCUCAUCCACACCAGCAGUAGCACCAGUAGCAGCAGCAUCCGAAGAGUAUAACAUCAGCGGUCCUGUACCAGAAGAUCCUCUCACAGCAGCUGAAUCCUACCGUACCCAUAGACGAUGA